UGAAACCACAACAGGCUUCAUUCAGUGAGCCUGGCCCAGGCAAUUGAGGGAAACCUUGUGAAUCCAUGAUUCUCCCGACCCCUCCCCAAACCAGCAGCUUUUCCUUGCUUGGGGCGGCAGAGGGGAUAGCUGCCCCUUUCUUGUACAAAGCUAAAACGCUGCUUGGCUAGCAGGGCUUUUCUUGCAAGGACUUUUUUUUAAAGCUCCUUUCACCUGUCAGUCACAGAGUUGACCCACAGCUUCAUGAUACACAAAUGGGUGAUCUGAUUUCCUCAAGAGCUCAUGGGCAAGCUUAAAAGCCACUUUUCAAAAAGGCAUGUAUCUAGGAACCAUUAAGUGUACCUUAAUCUGGAAACUGUCUCCCUUCUUCUACUCUCUUGGCAUACUACCUUUCCUAAAGCAAACGUCGUAGCCAAAAUCCAGUACAGGGACUUGUUCUGUCUGCCAUACCUAGAGUCCAUUAAGAUUUCAGACCUCCAAUUUGAUGGUAAGAAGCCAGCAGCUUUCUCCUCACUGCCAGAACCUCUGGGUUAAGAGGCAUCUGUUUCAGCUACAGAUGGCAAAAAAACAAGGGAAUUCCAUUACCACUUCUUUUUGCAUCUUUCUCUGAUUGAGAGGAGGUGAUCCCUCUUGCACUUAUGACAAGCAUAUAACAUCCAGAUCAAUUUCUGCCAUACAUUCAGAUGCAGCAGCACAGAAACCAAUGCAAAGCCAUGUUGAAACUCUUUUUUCCCCACUGCAAAGUUUUGCACAAACUCCUAGCCGUUAAAGUCAGCAUUUACAGGGAUAAAAGUCACAGCUGCAGGGAGAAGCUGUUUCCUCACAGCUAGUGGGGAAUGUGGAAGGGAGGCAAACUGCAGGCUGCAGGGUGGCAUUUUAUUUAUUUAUUUAUUUGGCUGCAUGGGGUCUUAGUUACGGCACGCAGGCUCUUCGUUGCGGUGUGCGGGCUUCUCUCUAGCGCGUGCGCUCUCUAGUUGUGGCGCACGGGCUUAGUUGCUCUGUGGCAUGUGGGAUCUUAGUUCCCCGACCAGGGCUCGAACCCGUGUCCCCUGCAUUGGAAGGCAGAUUCUUAACCACUGGACCACCAGGGAAGUCCCAGGGUGGCAUUUUAGAGCAGCGCUCUCCUUUUGCCCCCUUGACCUAUGUGAGAAGGCUCCAGGACUUUUCUGCUCACUCACUGAGGUUUCGCUCUGUAUUCCUCAGUAUCUCCAUUCAUCCCGUGUCCCCUCCCCACGUGGCUACAUGGUGCUGGUAUCCAAUGGAGCUCUCAAUAUUCCAGUCCCCCAUCCACUCCCAUUUCCCCCUGUGUAAAGGGACUCAUGUAGUGCCUUCUGAAACAGGAAGAUCAGCUGGGGUAGAAAAGGAGCUAAGGAUCAGUGGGGAGCAGAGAAGUGUCUUCAGGAUAGCAAUCCAGAUUCUGUCCCUGCGGUACUGGGCAGCUUAGCUGUGUGGUCCUCCUAGACUUGCUCUGGCUGUGGAGCUAAUUACCUCCCUCCUCUCCCCUGUGGGAGAGAGCAGCCUAAGCUUCUGUUGUCCCACCUAGAGUCCACCUUUAAGAAUUUCAGGGUCCAGUCAGAGGAGAGAGCAAAAUCCCAAAGUGCCAUUAGGCUGCUGUGUUUCAAGCCUAUCUCCUAACACCCAGCUAACAAACUUCCUAAUCCUUUCAACAGACCUGCUUCUGGUUCCCAUGGAUCUUCUUCACAUCCUGCUAACCAGCCUCAGGGCUCUCAUCUGUCUCUCCCAGUAAACCAUGAGACACACAGAAUCCCGUCAUCCUUGCUACCAGAAUUGUUGGGCCUUUACUAUUCAUCUUUAUUAAUUUCAUUCUCAAUGCACAUAGAUAUUCUAGAUCAGACAGGUUAGUUAUUAUUUAUGCAAUAAUUUAAAAAUAAUAAUAUUACGUAAGUAAUUAUAACUGCAUCAGUACCCCUUGCCCCAGUGCUUACCUGGGCGAUGCGAUGAAAGCCAGAUGGGAAAAUCUCCAGCAGGGGUGUCAGGCACUCCAUAGGUGAGGGGUGGAGAAAAGUGAAUUUUCUUUGCUUAUGUGUAGGAGAAAGAGGCACCUGCUUCCUUCUCUCCCAGAAAGAGGGAGAAAAACCUUUGUUGCAUGGAGACAGGAUGGAAGGAUCCCGGGUUCUUCCUCUGACCUUCUGGAACAUAAAUACAUCUCUGCAGGAGCCAGAACAACCCUGGUGGCUCCAGUUUUUAUGACUUAGAGCUGACUCCAAGGUCUUGGGCCUCAUUUUCGCUUGAAAUGUAAACACACCAUCCUGAGUUAGGUAAAUCUCUCUAGAGUCAUCUCACUAUACAGUUGUAAGUUAACCUUGCUGAGGAUCCCAAGUUUUCAGCAUCCUUUAUCCAGAAAACCCCAACUCUUCAAAGUCAGAGAUUUAGCUUCUCUUGCUAACAGUUUGCUCCACUGGGCCACGUUGGGAGCAGGACGGAGGCACCACUCCCAAGACCCAGCGGUUUGUGCUGCCCCAGGUAAUUCCACGAGAACUGGCUUUGCUCUCCUGCCAUGUGAGCUUCAGCACCAUGCCUUGGGCUGCCAGGCUAAAGCAUGAGGCGGCAGCGAGAAAGGGAGGAGGCAGCUUGGGCAAGAGGGUCGGUGAGUGAACAGGCGUUGAGGAAACCUUCCGCCUGUGGGUAGUGGGAGUACUUUGUGUGCAGUGCUCGGGGGAGAGGAUAUUUCUUGAGUAAACAGAGAACGUCAGUGUUAGAUUCCUAAAAAGGAAGAUGAGGGGGCUGGGGAAGCAAUAAGCUAGGAAGCAAGUGUAUUUAAAAGGUAUAUUGAUAAAAGCCACUUCCUCUGGAGAGAGGAGGGAGGAAGAAUCUGUUCCUUCCCGAGGCUGGGGAGGGAGGAGCCGGCCUGAUGCCAGGAGCUACAAAUACCAUCCCCCAGGACCCCUCCCUCUCCCAGGGGCCCAGGGGGACCCAGGGGGACUCGGGCUCGAGGUGGCAUGUGCUACUGCUGGUAACGGGCUGAGCUCUGGCUGCCUCCUGUCCCCCUCCCACCCUCAGUCUCCUCCCCCUCUGAUCAGAAAGACCAAAGGGUCCAGAGGUCCUGAAAGUUGCCAGGAGCCUCCUGAUUGCGGUCUUUGCUGGAGUGAGGUCCUGGAUCCCUGGCCAAUGGUUUGCGGAGGGGUGGGGCUUCCAGGGCUGGGGGCCGGGCACACACACACAAAAAUAAAUAAAUAAAAAAAUUUAAAAAAAGAUGGUGGAGCCCCUUUUUUGGGCUGAAACCCAAGAGAGCGCUGAAGAAGGAGCAUGUGCAUUUGUUCUGCUUGGGGUUAGGGGGCCAUGUCUGUAUGGAAGGCAAAGCGGGGGUCAGGUAACCUCUGCAGAUGGACCCUAGCGGCUUCUGCCUGGACAGCCUCACCACACGAUGUGCACGAGGCCACACUUUUUCUCCCAGAACAUAAUCUGAGAAACCGUCUGGCUGCCUUGGGUCAAAGGUGCAGUAAUGGAUGGCUUAGUGAGAAGUAGGUGGUCAGCUCCUAGAAGCAGUGACCAGAUGACCCUCACAUGUAAAGAUCAUAGUGAUCAAGACCUAUGGCCUCUUUUAAGAUUUCUCAGGGUGGUGACCUUUACAUUUCAUUCCUAAGGCCGUGACCUUGUAGAAAUAUGCUAAAGUCCUGCUGAAGUAGUCACAUCUGCCCCGAUGUAAGAUGAAGCUUCCUGUGCUGAAGAAAAGGAAAUUCACAAUCUUAAAAUCAAAAAGUUUAUGUCUUUUAAAGUUUCUAACAACCUAGAAGUGCUUCUUAGUAAAAUACAUUUAUGUGAGUUGUAUCCCCGGAGUGGCUUUUAUCUUUUAAAAGUUAAUAUUUCAGGGGUCCAAAAGAUAGUCUGUAGUCAACUUGAAAGCAGGCGGAGCAUAGCAGACAGUCUGGGAGAAGUGAAAGAGAGUGUUGAUGCAGAAACUCAAUGAUGCUUUCCAGAUUUGGUGGGAGAGAGGGUGGCUGACCCAGGCAGAGCAGCCUGCUGGGGGGCCUGGCGAAGCACCUGUGGACACUGAUAAGCCUCCCUGGAUUCUGGGCAGAUCCUGUUCAUUUUUCUGAGUCACCCAACCCUGACCUCCUUCAGUAGGAGAGGAGCAGGUGAUGUCUUUCCAGUGCAAAUGAAUCCAAUAGCUCAAUCUCAGUUUAUACCUUUGGCUGAAGUUCUUUGCUGUGCUGUAUCUGAUAUGAAUGCCGCUCAGAUUGUAGUAACACAGGAAUCACUAUUGGAACAUUUGGUGAAACAUUACCCAGGCAUUGCAAUUCCAUCUCAAGAUAUUCUCUAUACCACUCUGGGAACUCUCAUUAAAGAAAGGAAGAUUUAUCACACUGGAGAAGGAUACUUCAUAGUUACUCCUCAGACUUACUUCAUUACAAAUACAAACCCCCAAGAAAAUAAGAGAGUCCUAUCAGAUGAAAGUCCCCGGAUGCCAACUUCCAUUACAUACCUGGUGAAUGUGGAAAGCUGUGCAGACCUAGCCAAAGAAAAUGCGGCCCCCAUAUCCCAUUGUCAUUCUUGCCAGUGUUUCCAUGAUGUGUGCACUCAGUAUAUACAGGAACCACCAGCUGCUGCAGAAGUGACUAGAAAAUGCCAGAAAGGUCUUGGGGAAUCCAAACCUUUGGUACAGAAUCGAACAGUUUCAGUGUCUGAGGAGAAUCACGUCUGUGACAGCGCCAAACCUUUACCAUUCACAAAAGACAGAGAAAAAGCCAAGAAAUUUGGCUUUAGCCUCUUCUGGCGCAGUAUAUCCAGAAAGGAAAAGUCCAGAACAGAGCACAGCAGUUUCUCUGCCCAGUUCCCACCAGAAGAAUGGCCCGUCCGAGAUGAAGAUAACUUGGACAAUAUCCCUCGAGACAUUGAACAUGAGAUAAUCAAACGAAUUAAUCCCAUUUUAACUGUUGACAACUUAAUCAAACAUACUGUCAUAAUGCAAAAAUACGAAGAACAGAAAAAAUAUAAUAGCCAGGGCACUUCCACUUAUAUGCUGACACUCAGGCAUAAGUAUCCUUCAAAAGUGGGAGUUAAGAAAAGUCAGGGCCGGUCUGUAAAGCCUCGAAGGCGGGGCCAUUCACAUAGAGAUAGAGACAAAGCCAGGAGUCAGGGAAGUGGGCCUCAGCCAGGAAGCAUUAGGCUGGAGAAACACCCCAAGCUCCCUGCUACACAGCCCACCCCCGGAAUUGAAAGCCCUAAUGAAGUAGAGCUUCAGAAACCACUUGGUGAGAAUCCAUCAGUGCUAGGUUCCCAUUUGAUUUACAAAAAGCGGAUCAGUAAUCCUUUCCAGGGUUUCUCUCACCGAAGGAGCCCAAUAACCAAAGAGCACAACAUCCAGAAGAUCGGUGAUCUGAAACCCAGUCAGAUUGGACCAAAGGGAAAGCCUUUCCAAAGGGCGAGGUCUUUGGAUUCCUCAAGAAUCUUUGAGAGUGAAGCCAAACAGUCAUACAGUGAACAAUGUAAUGAUAAACUGAGAGCAGAAUCCAUUUAUGUGAAUCACUCUACUGUCAAACCUAUCAGUGAUGACUUCAGAGAUUACCUCUUCAAUUACUCUCAAUGUGGUGUUUUGCAAAAUGAUAGUAAAUGCUGUUCCUUCAGGGAAAGCACGUUGAGAUGUGAUGUGUAUGGUGGAGAAAAUGAGGCAAUCCCUGAAGUCUCGAGGAAAAGCUACUCUCAUUUUGACACAUUAGAAGAGACAAAAGAAACGCAGCAUGUCCUGCUAUCACAAGGUUCCUCUUCUUUAGACCAAGCAUCCUCUGCUCGUAGAUCAGUUGAUGAAACAAUACACCAGUUCCAAAAUCUUGGUCUUUUGGAUUACCCAGUUGGUGCAAACCAUUUGAGACAACCUGAGAGACAAGACAGAGACUCAGAGGAAACUCUGAUGAGAAAGGCGUUUAUCCAGGAAGCAGAGACUGUGAGUCUAGAAAAUGAAGGACUUUCUGAUGACGACCAGGCCUUGUAUCAGAAUGAAGCAGAUGAUGAGGAUGGGGCCUGCAGUUCAUUGUAUCUAGAUGAGGAUGACUUUUCUGAGAAUGACGACUUAAUUCAAAUGCUGCCUGGCCACAUUCAAGUUUCCUUUCCAGGGGGAAACAAGUGGAAUCAUUUAGGAAAACGAAAGGUGACCAAAAGGUCUCUGACUGAGUACAAUAGCAACAUACAGAGGUUUGAGCCUCUGGUGCUCAAAGGAAAUGAACAUUACAAGCCCACUGGGUUGCUUACUAAUCCCGGUGAAAGCCAAAAACCUAAUCUCUCUGCUGAAAACUGUGUCCUCAAUUUAGGGAUCCAGUCUGGUUUUGACUAUGAAAAGGAACCCAGUGUAGCUAAAUGUGUACAGGCCUCAGCACCUGCUGAUGGAAGUAUAUUUGAUUACUACGGCACAAGGAAAAGUGCUUCAGAGGCUGAAACCCUACAAGACCCUGUUGGUGACACAGGAAAGAAACCAGCCACCUGGAGUCAGAGUGCUCAGAAUCAGGAAAUGAGAAAACAGUUCACACACAAGUUAGAACUGUUCAACACUUCGCAUAUGCCAGUGUUGGCUCAGGACGUCCAACCUGAACAUAGUCACUUGGAAGGAACCGAAAAUCAGAGCAUGGCAGGAGAUAGUGGAAUAGAUUCUCCACGGACACAGAGUCUGGCAUCUAAUAACUCAGUCAUUUUGGAUGGACUAAAAAGAAGACAGAAUUUUCUGCAGAAUUUUGGAGGCACAAAGAGCAGUCAAACACCCACAUCCAAUUCCUUACUACAACUAACUCCAGUCAUAAAUGUUUAAUUCUUUUUUUAAGAUUUUUUUUUUCAAUGUGGACCAUUUUUAAAGUGUUUUAUUGAAUUUGUUACAACAUUGCUUCUGUUGCAUGUUUUGGUUUUUUGGCCUUGAGGCAUGUGGGAUCUUAGCUCCCUGAACAGAGAUCUAACCCAUGCCCCCUGCAUUGUAAGGUGAAGUCUUAACCACUGGACCUCCAGGGAAGUCCCAUAAAUGUUUAAUUCUUACUUUUCUUUUGGAAACUUUUUUUUUUUGUAAAAAUGUACAGCAUUAAUAUAGAAUGUUUUAAUCAACUGAGUUUGUAAGAAUUCUCUAAGGCCAAGCAUAUAUGUUAUUAACCUCAUUACAUAUUUUGUUGUAGUUACUGGUUUUUUUCCUUUUUUGACAUUGGCUUUUUUAAAGCUUAUUUUACUAUAAAUUUAUUGGGAAUAUAUAGAUUGUUUACAAUAAAAAACAUGGAAUCAUUGGUCUUCUUCCAAUUAAAUGUAAUUUAACUUGAAUCAUCAGACGGACAUUCAUUAGUUUCUCAAAUACAUAGGAAGCUAAUUUACUACCUAGUAGUGAAUUUUUGUACCCACAUCAAUACCAAGUUCUUACAGUAAGUGGAUCUCACCAGAUUUCAACACAGAACCCCAGAAAACAGUGUGUUAGGGUUGCAUAGAUACGUUGUUUGCAACUUAAGUCUUUUAUAAUCAGAAAGAAUUUAUAUAGAUGUGUUGGGUGCAACAAGAAGUCCUUCUAUCCAGUCAUUGCUGCCAAGGAUAUCCUUUGUGAACAGCUGGAACAUGAACAAAUGUCUCCACACUAUGAUUGACUGACAAUGUCCAAAAUACCCAUGGCAGUAGACAUAUGGCUCAACUGUUUGGUUCCUCCCCACGUUUGAGGCUCUCUCUAUAAAAUGGCUUUGAGAAGUCAGGAUGUUCUCAGAUGGUGGAGUUAGAAGGGAAGCAGAAUGGUUGCAGGACGGCUGUGAGUGAAAGGGAGGUUCUGAAUCAGAGAUUUAGAGGGAAGAUGCAAGAUGGCUGAUAGACAAUUUUUCUACAUUUGAUCCACUUCUGUUGGCGAUAAGACCUCCGUAGCCUUGCCAGAAUUUUUUCUGGCAGGACUUUUCAGACCAAGUAGUGGAAUGGUCAGUUCUCUUGGGUUUGGGGAACAUGGAACAGUCACGAGUGGUUUCAGCAUGUCGGGUAGAUGCUAAUGCUGAUUUCUGGUUGAGGGGAUGUUUCUACUAAGAGGUUUCUAAGGAUUAUCAAAGCCUUAGAGCUCAAGGAUGAUUGAAUAGAGAGAGAGUGCCUCUUUCCAGCUCUCACCAUCCAGAUAACAGUGAAGGCCAGAAUGAAGCUCAGCAGUGUGGAGAGCUGACUCCAGGCCCUGUGGGAGUGCAGAGGAGGGGAGAUCAGAUGCGCUGCUCUGUUUCAUUGUGGUUGCACCACUCAUUUCUGACUGUUGGUUUUCAGUGGCUCUGACCAACCUACCGUGGCAUUCCAAGAUUACCUGUGGUUACAGGGGGCAAAGUACCAAGAAGGGUAAUCUGGAUAGAAAAGCCUUGUGGGGGAGGCAUUGGUUUAGGGGGGUCUUACAGCUUGGAAUCAGUAUCAGUGAGUGGAAGUUAGGAGAGAGAAAUUUUAGCUCAAUAUGAAGAACUUCCUAUUAGACAAAACUAUCUGAAGAUGAAAUAGGUGGCUUUGUAAACAGAUGAACUUCCUGCUGUUUAGGACAUUCAAGCAGAGGCUUGGUGAUCCCUUGACCGGUAUGUUGCAGAGGUAUUUCCAGUACUUUUCUUAAAAGGAUGACUGAACUAGAUGAUUUUGAAGAUUCCUCCCAACUGUAAGGUUCUGUGCUUAUAAAACUCAGUGAAGGUGAUAUGUCAAAUCUAUCCAAUUAAAAAAAAGGAAAAAAAAAAGAUUCAUUGAGGAUCCUGUGAAGUACUGAACUCACUCAAGAUUCCCAAGUUGCUUCCAGUUCUUCAUUUCUGCACCGAUCCCUGCCAAUCCUUGGAAAAAUGAGUACCAGCAACUCUUCUAUCUUUGAUCUUGGACCUGGACAAUUUUCUUAAUAGAGUAAGGAAUCCAAAGUCUUUUGUGACUCUAUCCACCUCAAGGGACCAAUGAAAUCCAUCUAAUCUUGCCACCAGGUGCAUUAUGACACUCUCUAAAUAUAUUAAAUGAAGCCUAUUAUGAAACCAAUAAACCUCCCUUCUAUAAAACACAA
Molecule: messenger RNA, 8959 nt
Organism: Orcinus orca (killer whale)
Lineage: Eukaryota; Metazoa; Chordata; Mammalia; Artiodactyla; Delphinidae
Gene: STOX1
Product: storkhead box 1
Exons: 4
Coding region: 4118-6757 (879 amino acids)
Biological process (GO): positive regulation of transcription by RNA polymerase II
Cellular component (GO): nucleus; cytoplasm
Molecular function (GO): RNA polymerase II transcription regulatory region sequence-specific DNA binding; DNA-binding transcription activator activity, RNA polymerase II-specific
Source: RefSeq, a predicted model, not a curated record